Bactrocera latifrons is the source of this 1334-nucleotide messenger RNA. RefSeq names its product myb-like protein I. NCBI's taxonomy places the organism in Eukaryota, Metazoa, Arthropoda, Insecta, Diptera, Tephritidae. The record is from RefSeq and is a predicted model, not a curated record. The coding region runs from base 579 to 1334 and encodes 251 amino acids. The transcript is spliced from 5 exons.
UUGACGAAUUGACGUACGGUAGUUUGGCCGUUUAGCGGAAAAUUACAUCGCGGAAAACAGAUGAAACUUUUGCUUGAUAAAUAUUCAAGUGCCGUCGCCAAUUAUGAUCGGCCGAAAGUGUUAAGGCGCUCGAAAAUUGACGUUCUCGAAACAAACAAGAGAACACGCACAUGAUUCCAGAUGUGAGCAGUGGUAAUACAACCAAUUUAAAAAGUAUUUGAAAAAAAAAACGAAAAGAAAACAGUGAAAAUAAAUAGCUAAAACGCAAAUAAAAACAAAGGAUUAAUAAAGUAAAUUAGCGUACCAUCGCCCUACAAAUUCACCGUGAAAAAUGUGCGAGCCGCGUAGGCGUAUACGCAACCUCAAUUCUGGCUUACAAUUCCUAGUGCGUGCGCGUCUUAUUGGCGCUCUAAUAGUUUGCAACACUUAAAUACUGCUUGUUACAGAAACAACAACAACAACAAUAAUAGUUAUAACAACAAAAACUUGUGUGUUUGUAUAAACAUUUUCGCUUGGUAACUUAAGGCCCAUUUAGAGCUCACCGUCGCCGUCGGUUGAGCGCAGUGGUCACAGCCGAAAUGACGUCGCAGACGAGCACUUGCAACAGCUUCUUCCAGGAGCAUGCGAACAGCGCGCUGAAUCAAUAUUUUCAGCAACUGAAUUCGAAUGCGUCUGCUGCUAUGAGUAGCAGCAACAACAGUGAUAGCAGCGCCAAUGAAGGCGGCAGCAGCAUAACCAGCUCAUCGAUGGAGGGCAAUCGCAGCAGCGUUAGCAGCAUUGAUUCGUCGAAAUCGGUGAAUAGUAACGGUAAUGGCAGCGCAGCAGCACAAUGGAGCAAUAUGCAGCAACAACAGGCGCAGCAGCAACAGCAGCAGCAGCAGCAACAACACCAACAGCAGCAGCAGCAGCAACAUCAUCAUCAUCAGCAACAACAACAACAACAACAUAUGCAUCAUAACCAGCAACAGCAGAACUCACACCAGCAACAGCAACAGCAACGCCUCUACAAUGAAAACCAGCAACAUUAUCAUCGCCAAUUUGGCAAUGGUGGCGGCAGCGGUGGUGGCAGUGGUGGCUCCAGCAACGGUGGUGUUGGCGCCAGCAGUAACUCCUCCGAUUCCCAAGCGCUGGCACAGGUCACCGGCGGUGGUGGUGGUGGUGGCAACAACGGUUUGGGCAAUUGCAAUUCAAACGCUGCUGCUGCAUCCGUGCAACAUGUUGCUAACGCUGUGGCGGCCGUUGUUAUGGCCAACGAGCAGCAUCAAAGUCAUUUGAACAGUUUGAAGGCGCGCUUCCAGGCACCCGGCAAUGCAGGUAAGCUGAGAGAUAACUAA